AUGACCAGUGAGUUAAAAAAAGUUUCCCUGGUGUUGGUCACAGGAGCUUCUGGUUAUGUUGCUUCCCACAUAGUCCGUUUGUUGCUACAAAAAGGCUACAAAGUUAGAGGAACGGUGAGAAGUCUUACGGACGAACAAAAGGUUAAGCCACUAAAUGACCUUUAUCAAAAUUCGCGGUUUCCAUUGCAAUUAGUCGAAGUUAAUCUUCUCAAUAAAGAUGGAUGGGACGAUGCCCUAAAGAGCUGCGAGUUCGUUAUACACGUUGCAUCUCCAUUCCCAAGUAAGCCCCCAUCUCAAGAAGAAGAAGUUUUGAAGCCCGCUGUUGACGGAACCCUAUUGGUCCUCAAGGCUUGUGCUCGAGCCGGUAGUGUUCGACGAGUGGUUCUGACCAGCUCUGUUGCUGCUGUUCAUGGUGAAACCACGGUGAAGGAGGAACAAGUAUAUGGACCUCAAAAUUGGACUGAUGAAGAUUCUCCAUUCACAGAUGCUUAUGCUAAGAGCAAAACGUUAGCGGAGAAGACAGCUUGGGAUUUUGUAAGGGGUCUUCCUGAAGAGCAAAGGUUCGAACUAGUGUCCAUCAACCCGGGUAUCGUUCUAGGACCUAUGUUGACAAAUGUUGUCGGUACUAGCGUCUUUCCAAUAAGGAAGAUGAUGAGCAUGACAAUGCCAUUAGUUCCAGCUGUUAACUUUUAUCUGUGUGAUGUCCGAGACGUGGCCCUCGCUCAUUGGAAAGCUAUCACUGUACCAGAAGCCGCGGGUAAAAGGUUUAUCAUUGGAAGUGCAUCCAUUUGGUUCAAGGAGAUGUCCCUCAUUCUCUUCGAAGAGUUUGUAAAACAGGGCUACUGGGUGUUUCGUCGCCACUGUCCCUAUUGGCUGGUCUGGUUGACGAGCUUCAUAGAUUCGUCUGCUCUUUUGAUAUUACCUCGGAUUGAGAAUGUGUAUAAAUACGACAACAGUCUGAUGAUCAAUCUCCUGAAAAUAACUCCGAGGAACUUUAAACAGACCAUUAUUGACACAGCUUACAGUUUAAUCGAAAGAGGACUUCUUCCCAAAAGAAAAUGGUAUACUGGUCCAAAAGAACGAGAUAGCUGGUGA
Molecule: messenger RNA, 1095 nt
Organism: Limulus polyphemus (Atlantic horseshoe crab)
Lineage: Eukaryota; Metazoa; Arthropoda; Merostomata; Xiphosura; Limulidae
Product: anthocyanidin reductase ((2S)-flavan-3-ol-forming)-like
Exons: 1
Coding region: 1-1095 (364 amino acids)
Molecular function (GO): oxidoreductase activity, acting on the CH-OH group of donors, NAD or NADP as acceptor
Source: RefSeq, a predicted model, not a curated record